UUGAUUAGUAUCAACAAUCAAAUCACGUGUCACUGAUUUAAAGGAAAUCGCCAUUUAUUUUAAUUACUACAAAUUGAUUUAAACUGCACAAUGUCUCAAAAUGAUUCUAAUCAAGCUUUUGCCGAUGCGUUACAACGAGCAAGAAAGAUCGCCGCUAAAAUGGGGGAAGAUAAAGGUGUAAAGAGAGCUGCUGAUGACGAUAACUCAAAUACUCCUGAGAAUAAAAGAACUGCAGCAGUUAACGAUCCAUUUGGUGCGCAAUUAGCAGCUUUGCAACAACAGAAAGCUAAUCAAGGUAAGGCACUAGUGUCUGAAGAAUAUCAAGUUCCUGAUAAAAUGGUUGGGCUUGUUAUUGGCAAGGGAGGAGAAAAUAUAGUUAAAAUUCAACGUGAAACUGGCGUUCUAAGUGUUCAAUUUGCUCAAGAUAGUGCUGGUCUGCCUGAUCGAAAAUGCACUAUAACUGGGCCUCCCAGCAGCAUAGAUAAAGCUAAAGAAAUGAUUGAUCAAAUGAUUGAAAAAGCUAAAGCAACUAUGAUUCCCCCACCAAAUAUAACUGUAAUGAAUGGAGAAGAAGAAACAAUUGUAAGUGUUGGGAUUCCAUCUGACAAAGUUGGAUUAGUAAUAGGCAAAUCUGGUGACAAUAUUAAAAAGCUACAAGAAGAAGCUGGUGUUAGAAUGGUUAUGAUACAAGAUGGUAUAUAUACAAAUGCGCCUGAAAAGGAAUUAAGAAUUAUGGGAGAUCCAGAAAGAGUUGAAAAAGCUAAAGAACUUGUAGCUGAAUUAUUAGCACAACAUGUAACAGGUUAUACUUUUGAUGCAAAUGAUUAUGGAACAACAAUGAAUGGUCCAUAUCUGACAAAAGAACAAAUCAUUCCUAAAUGUGCCAUUGGGCUCAUUAUUGGUAAAAAUGGUGAAACUAUUAAAAGGAUUAUGCUUGACUCUGGUGCCCGAAUUCGCUUUAAAGAAGGAGAUAUAAAUCCACAAGGUGAUCGUAUAUUAAUUGUAGCUGGUGGUCAAAAUCAAAUUGAUGCAGCAUUUGCAGCCGUGAAUAGUUAUGUGCAAACUGCCCAGAGUGCCUAUGGAUCUAGAGGAGGCAUGGUAGGUGGCAUGACAACUGGAUCCACUGCAUCAUCUGCCUAUGCUCAACAACAAGAAAUGCACGUCAUGGUGCCUACCAAUAAAUGUGGCUUAGUUAUUGGAAAAGGUGGAGAAAAUAUAAAAAAUAUUAGUAAUUUGACAGGAGCCCAUGUAGAAUUAGAUAGGAGAGUAAACACUGACCCAUCCUCACCUGAAAAAGCUUUUGUAAUUAGAGGCACUCAUUCUCAAAUUUCCCACGCAGCCCAAUUGGUUUGUGAAAAGGCUGAUAUAGCUGUCCCAGCAAUUCCAGCUCCACAAAAUAGUAUGAAUGGAGCAGCCGCUGCAAUGGCAGCAUAUGGCUACCCAGGAAUGGCAGCAUUACAAGCUGGAACAACAGCUAAUCCUUAUGCACCUCAAGGGUGGGGUGCUUCUACUAAUCCUUACAAUCAAUGGCAAGGCAUGAGCACUGGUAGUGCUGACCCAAGCAAACAAUCACAAGGUGGUGCAGCAGGUGGGCAAGAUGCUAAUCUAGCUGCUGCUUGGGCUGCUUAUUAUCAACAAUACUAUGCUCAAGCUGCUGCAGCAGCUGGUGGUGGAGGUGCAGGUGGUGCUCAGGCUACACCUUCACCUGCUUCUUAUUACCAGCAAGGUGGCGGACCUGUUGGAUCUACCUUACAGGGUCAAGGAAGUCAAUCUGCUGGUGGAGCAGGGCAAGGUCAGGGACAAGGUGCUGCCGCUUACUAUGCAGCUCAAGGUGGAGCAGGACAAAAUCCUUACCAACAAGCUGCCAGUGCUCAAGGAGCCAGUGGUGCAGGAGGUCAGGACUUUACAGCAGCUUGGCAAACCUAUUACCAGCAACUAGGGAUGCAGCAACAACUUAAUAAAGCCUAAACUACUAUAUUAAUAAUUUACACAUGCCUUAAGGUAUAUCCGAUAUAUAUCAUAAUGCUUAUUAACUUAUAAAUAUAUUGACAAAUAAUAUAUGAGUAUACCUUAUUAAAUCACUUGAUAAUAUAUGAUAAAUAAUAAUUGAAAUGAAAUCUUAUUCUUCAAUGCCCAGGAACUUAUUAAUGAAACACGUAAGAUUUCGAUUGUAAAUAAUGUACAUAAUAUAAUACAUACAUCUAUAUAUUACCUUAUGAGUAUUAUAAUUUUUAUAACUGUAAUUGUAAAUACUUAUUAUUAUAUAACUAUA
Gordionus sp. m RMFG-2023 is the source of this 2272-nucleotide messenger RNA. Its product is annotated as far upstream element-binding protein 1-like. Bases 91 to 1968 code for a protein of 625 amino acids. Gene Ontology annotation, biological process: regulation of gene expression. The record is from RefSeq and is a predicted model, not a curated record. Lineage: Eukaryota; Metazoa; Nematomorpha; Gordioida; Chordodea; Parachordodidae. Gene Ontology annotation, molecular function: mRNA binding. The transcript is spliced from 20 exons. Gene Ontology annotation, cellular component: cytoplasm; nucleus.